AUGAGAUCUUCAACAAUGAUGGGGCUAAGGCAUUGCAUGGUUUGUGUCAUGGUCUUUAGUGCCAUCGCGGCUACAGUGACAGCAUAUCCUUACUCAACCGCUCCCGAGCCAAAAUACAAUUCUCCGGUCCAUGAACACAAAGCACCUCAUCCACCAAAAAAGUAUUCACCAUAUUACUCGACGUCACCACCUUCUCCACCAUACUACUCUCCAUCCCCAAAAGUUUACUACAAUUCUCCACCACCACCAUACGUCUACAGCUCCCAACCUCCACCAUACUACUCUCCUUCCCCAAAGGUUGACUACAAGUCUCCAGCACCACCAUACGUCUACAGCUCCCCACCUCCACCAUACUACUCUCUUUCGCCAAAGGUUGACUACAAAUCUCCACCACCACCAUACGUCUACAAGACCCCCUACUAUUGA
Molecule: messenger RNA, 426 nt
Organism: Arabis nemorensis
Lineage: Eukaryota; Viridiplantae; Streptophyta; Magnoliopsida; Brassicales; Brassicaceae
Source: the annotation of a GenBank genome assembly